UCAGGCCAUUUUAUAAUCAAAUAAGCUAAUAAAGUGAAGGUUGAGAUUUUUUUCCAUCAUUUGCUCAUAUUUAAAAUUCAUUUGAAAUUUUGUGACCAUUCUCUCUAUACCCUGUGCCCUUCAAUUCUCUGUCUUUAUUGCUCUCUCUCGAGCUCUGGUUAUCCAGUAUCAGCUGUCUUCACCUUUUGCACUCAUCAAUUUUGGAUUUUGUACAGAGAAAAACUAUAUAGUUACAGAGAGCAAAUGACAUCAAUCGCAAGCUCUCAUGCUCUCUCUACACCACAAUUCUCUCACCGCUUUCACUUCAAUCCGCCAAUCCAUUCUCAAUGCUUUACAUGCGCCUCUCAUUUCAAGGCCAAUUACUCAUUUGGGUCGUUGAGAAAUUUGAAUUCUAGAGAAAGAAGGAGCUGGAAUUCUAGAGAGAAGGUAUUGCAUAUGAAUGGGGUUCGGGUGUUUUGCAUUAAAGAAGAGAGAGAUUUGGGCCAAGGCAUCCAAUUUCAGGGUAAAAGUUCUGUUGUUUCAAAGAAUGCUGAGAACCCAUCCAGCAAUUUUCUUACUCUUCUCUGUCCAUUGCUCAAGCUCUUCGGUGGAGGGGAUCCAUCUUUGCAGCGGAAUGAGUUUUUAGAGGUGGCAACAUCUUCAUUGUCAACUGCAGCAAGAUUUCCUUGGGGAUCAAAAUCAGUAUUGGAAAGUUCACAUGGCUUUGAGACUGGGCAAAAGCCUCCUCAAUAUUUGAAGCUAUUUGAAUUUGAGGCAUGCCCUUUUUGUAGGAGAGUCAGAGAGGCUAUGACUGAGCUUAAUCUUGCAGUAGAGGUUUAUCCUUGUCCAAAAGGCUCAUUGAGACAUCGGCAGAUGGUGAAAACUCUUGGCGGAAAAGAGCAGUUUCCUUACCUUGUCGAUCCAAACACUGGUGUCUCAAUGUACGAGAGUGGUGAUAUUGUGAAAUACCUGUACAGACAAUAUGGUCAAGGAAGAAAUCCCUCCUUUGGCCUCUUGGAAAGCACAUUAUUCACAGGGUGGAUGCCAACAAUUCUUCGAGCAGGGAGAGGGAUGACAAUAUGGGAAAAAGCUAAACCAGAACCAGCUUCUAGAAUGCUGGAACUGUUCUCUUAUGAAAACAACCUGUAUGCCAGGAUCGUUCGGGAAGCCUUAUGUGAAAUGGAGCUCCCUUACAUCCUCCACAAUGUUGGGGAAGGCUCUCCAAAAUCCGAAUUUUUAUUUCAGGUCUCAGGUUCGAAACAGAUACCUUUUCUAGUUGAUCCCAACACUGGAGCAAAAUUAGGAGACUAUAAGAACAUCUUAUCCUACUUGUUCCAAACAUAUUCCUCUGCUUGUGAGAAUUAGAGCCUUUGGAACUUUGCCUAUAUGGUACUGAAUCUUGACCAUGAAAUUUUGUGUAAGCUAAGAAAAUAAUAGCAUUUGCUGGGUGUAAAAUCCAAUAUUCCGCUGUUAAUGAUAAUCACUCUGUAAUUCUAUGGA
Messenger RNA from Amborella trichopoda, 1479 nucleotides. RefSeq names its product Thioredoxin family protein. Gene Ontology annotation, cellular component: chloroplast. Lineage: Eukaryota; Viridiplantae; Streptophyta; Magnoliopsida; Amborellales; Amborellaceae. The record is from RefSeq and is a predicted model, not a curated record.